This is a messenger RNA of Entelurus aequoreus (snake pipefish), 2680 nucleotides long. RefSeq names its product insulin-like growth factor binding protein, acid labile subunit (gene igfals). The coding region runs from base 376 to 2112 and encodes 578 amino acids. The transcript is spliced from 2 exons. Gene Ontology annotation, molecular function: protein binding. Lineage: Eukaryota; Metazoa; Chordata; Actinopteri; Syngnathiformes; Syngnathidae. The record is from RefSeq and is a predicted model, not a curated record. Gene Ontology annotation, cellular component: extracellular matrix.
CACUGUAUAUCAUUUACAGUUGAUGCACUCAGUGACAAGAUUUCAGCAAACACCAAAGGCCACUGAUGAGGUGGACAAUGGUAUUUAUAUGGCGGUUUGGUGGGCUCCAAAAGGACUUCAACUUAGAUGUGAACCCUAUCCUCUUUGCACAGGGUUGAGAAUUUAAAGCAUUAGUCAUUCUUUAAGGUGAGCACCAGAGACUUGUGAAUCAGCUGAAAUCCGGUGGAAGAAAAUGGGUUAACCUAGAAAAAAAAACUGUCUGGGCUUGCCUUUGCAGUCAUGCCAUUCAGCAUACAAACGAUUGCAUAAGGGCCAGUCAUUCAGCAGUUGACACACUGCGCUUCCUAAAGCAAGACCAUCCAGGUUUAAGUUGGGAUGCAAACCAUCGGGCUAUUUUUCCUGUGGGUACUGGGAACAUCAGCGUUGUUGCCAGACCCCAGUCCCACCAAAGAAGAACCCAUCCCGUGUUCUAAAGGAUGCACCUGUCUACACGAUGAGUACAGCUUGGAGCUCAACAUGUACUGCAGCGUCCGCAACUUCACUCAACUCCCGACCGACAUGCCACAAUCCACGCACUCCCUCUGGCUGGACGGCAACCUAUUCACCUUGCUUCCGGCGGCCUCCUUCAAGGAUCUGAACACUCUCAACUUCUUGAACUUGCAGAGCGGCCAGCUGACAAGUGUUGACGCUCAGGCCUUCAGAGGACUGAGGUCGCUGGCUCAUAUUCACCUGGAGCGCAAUCGCCUGCGCACAUUACCAGGUAACAUCUUCCAGAACACGCCAAACCUAGCCUCUAUUAGUCUGCACAACAACCAGCUCAGUCGAGUUGAUGAGCGACUCUUUUCUGGACUUUCGCACAUGUGGCUUCUGAACUUGGGGUGGAACUCCAUAGCGGUCUUACCUGAGACGGUUUUCCACGACUUACACGGCCUGAGGGAGCUCAUUUUAGCUGGAAAUCGACUUGCUUACUUGCAGCCACAACUCUUCCAGAAUCUGGCUGAGCUGAAAGAGUUGGAUCUUACGGGAAAUUACCUAAAAGUCAUUAAAGCCAAUGUGUUUGUUAAGCUAAUUAAACUACGGAAGCUCUACCUGGCCCAGAACCAAAUUGGGACCGUGGCACCAAGAGCCUUCAUAGGCAUGAGAGCGCUCAGAUGGUUGGAUCUCAACAACAACAAGCUGACUUCUCUCCAUGAGGACACCUUCUUGGGCUUGCAUACUCUUCACGUGCUGCGGCUUUCCAACAACUCAAUCGCCGGCAUCAGGCCCAGGACGUUCCGUGAUUUGCUGUUCUUGGAGGAACUGCGACUCAGCCACAACAGAAUCCGUGCCCUGGGAGACAGAGUUUUUGAAGGCCUUGGCCAUCUUGAGGUUCUAGAGCUUGAGCACAAUCAAGUCCAGGCGGCACAAGAGGGGAGUUUUACAGGACUAUCCCAUGUGGCCGUUAUCAACCUGUCCGGAAGCUGCUUCCACAGUCUACCGGACCAGGUCUUCAAUGGUCUGUCCAAGCUUCACAGCCUUCAUCUGGACAAAGGCUGCCUUACAAGAAUUACAAACCAGGCCUUCACAGGUCUCUCCGGUCUGAGGAGACUUUUCCUGCAGCGCAACAACAUAUCCGCAGUGGAACGCCAGAGCUUUGCAGACCUGGCAGGCCUGUUGGGACUGGACUUGAGUUUUAACAAGCUGGACGUUCUCACGAGCAACACAUUCUCCGGGCUUAAGAAUCUGGAAUACUUGGUCCUGUCCAACAACGAAUGCCGUCAAUUUUUGCAAAACGGCACCAAGAAUCUUCUGCCGAGGAUGCGCUACCUUGACCUGAGAGCUAACACCCUGACCAGCCUCGUCCCGGACUUCUCAGAGAACAUGGAGAAGCUCUUGCUGUCCGGAAACCGCUGGAGGUGCGACUGUGGGGCACUGCCGUUACGCAACUACAGCUUGAGGAAUCCACAGGUGGUUCCUCGGAGGGUGGAGACCCACGCAGAAGGCGACGAACCCGACAGUACUAUCACAAUAUACAACAACAUAACAUGCGCUAGCCCGACACGUUUGGCCGGUCAGGAUCUACGGGAUAUCGACACAGAACUUUUCCAGACUUGCAGAGCAGCUGCGCACUAAUGUGUGCUGUUAUACACGCAGAUGUGCGUAGGGUGCCGCUAUCUGUGGGGGCCCCUUCUUGCAUGAAGAAGUGCGUAGAAAAUGUCAAAUAAUCAAUGACAAGGUGCUUCAAUUGAUAUUUUACCGCAAACAUCCGUCACUUCCUGCUAUAAAAUAUAAUGACAAAUUUCCCCACACAGUCCCACUGUGUUCGAAUUGUGGUCUGAGUUGAGUUCGGACUGUUUAUAAAUUUAUGUUUUAAUGAUGUUAAAACCGUCAUUUUGUCGUGAUGGGAAUCUUACAACUCUCGAUUCGAUCCGGUUCAGAUUCUUGAGGCAACGAUUCGGUUCAAAUCGAUUCUCGAUUCAAACUAGGGAUGGGCGAUAUAGGCUAAAAUCUAUAUCACAAUCUUUUAUUUGGCAUAUAAAUAUAACCUUUUCAAAACAGGUUACAAAGGCUCCUAAUUUGGCUGCUGACGUAUGCCGUGUCAUAUUGGGCCAUUUCCCAUUGUAUUAUUUUGUCAAAACUACAUAUACAUAUAAAUAUAUACACAUAUAUAUAUACACAUAUACACAUAUAUAUAUAUAUA